Molecule: messenger RNA, 1282 nt
Organism: Syzygium oleosum
Lineage: Eukaryota; Viridiplantae; Streptophyta; Magnoliopsida; Myrtales; Myrtaceae
Product: early light-induced protein 1, chloroplastic-like
Exons: 3
Coding region: 610-1203 (197 amino acids)
Source: RefSeq, a predicted model, not a curated record
CAACAGUAACAAUGAUGGACAACCCAGAUGCAUUGAGUGCUCAUGCACAUUCUUGUUGCAGUUACAAAUUCUCAAGAGAGCUCUAGAUCCUUCCUAUUGCAUCAGCCUUUUGAAACGUGAAGAGAGACUAGAGAGAGUGACGUAUUAUGCUGCCCUGCAAAGUCAUGACAUGUCGUUUUCAUCAAGGUCACGCCGAUGCACGGUAGCUAAAGGUCCAAUGUGUUUCUCCAUCGUCAGAAACCUCGAACGACGUUACUCCCCUCUUGGCCUCACAUUCGAAAGCCAACAAGAAUCGAAGUCCCACUACAAAUCGUAGUCCUUUGUUUGCUCCGAGGCUAUUUGAAGGUCCACGUCGUCACUUUCACAUUAAAUGGACAAGGUGAAACCAUUUUAACCCGCCACAUACAUGCAUCACGUGGAACCAACACCAACCACCAGUCUCUCUCUCUCUCUCUCUCUCUCCCGGUGCUCCAUAAAUACCGCUUCAUUCCACUCACUCCAUAGUCCCAACACAAUAGCACUUCAGUCUAGUCAUAUUCCGUUCAAUUGCAACUCUUUGAGUGUUGUUCUACUAGCGUUCCCAAAAUUUUCAGUCAUUGUCCGAAGAUCAUGGCCUCAACGAUGCUGAUGCGCUUGAUCCCUGCGAGUCCUAGGACUGUGAUCGACAUUAGUUCCAGGAAAUCUGUUGUGAGAGGGAUUUUCACUGCCAACCAUGUUCCUACGAUGGCUCCCCGUGGCGGCCUGCGAAUAAAGUGUAUGACUGAGGAGACCAAGCCGGAAGGUAGCACGGAAAUACCAGCUUCUGAAAUUCCUUCUUCAUCGCCUCCACCGAACCCAUCCCUGAAACCGAAAUCAAAGGUGAGCACCAACUUCACAGAUUUGUUCGCCUUCAGUGGGCCAGUCCCGGAGAGGAUCAAUGGCAGACUCGCAAUGAUUGGCUUUGUGGCCGCCAUUGCGGUCGAGUUGUUUAAAGGCCAGGACUUGUUUGCUCAAAUCAGUGAAGGUGGCAUCCCCUGGUUCAUAGGGACGAGCGUUUUGCUCUCGGUUGCAUCUCUGGUGCCGCUGUUCAAAGGAGUCACGGCCGAGUCAAAGUCAGAUGGGUUGAUGACUUCCAAUGCCGAAUUGUGGAAUGGAAGGUUCGCGAUGUUGGGACUGGUCGCAUUGGCCUUCACCGAAUAUGUUAAGGGAGGAUCACUCGUGUAGGAUUUUGGAAUAGAAUUUUAUACGUAAUCAGAAUGUAAUCCUUCCAAGCAAAUAAAGUAAACCAUUGUCUUGAUGCAAA